AUGACCAUCCCGGUGAUCGACGCGGCUGCCCUGGCAAGCGGCAACGAGAAGGAGCUCGCGCAGUUCCGGGCCAAGCUCUUUGAGGGGCUCAAGAAAUACGGGUUUGUCAAGCUCAUCAACCACACGGUACCACUGCCGCUGGUGGCCGAGACAUUCGAUCAGCGAGGAUGGUGCACGCCGGGCGAGGAGAAGACGUGGUACCUUGAGAGCAACAAGGGGACCAUCAAGGAGCCCAAGUUCAGCGAUAGCAAGGAGAGCUUCGACUGCGGCCACCCGAAUGACCAGCUGUUCCCUAACAAGUGGCCUGCGGCCGACGUGCUGCCUGGUUACCAGCAGACGAUGGAGAACUUCUUCCUGUCGUGCGGCGACCUGACGCUGGUGCUGCUGGACCUGAUCGCGCAGGAGAUGCAGCUGGACCGGCACAUAUUCACGUCGCGGUGCACCAACGAGGCCAGCACGAUCCGCAUCAACCACUUCCCUGUCGUCGACCGCGCCAUCCUCGACCGCGGCGACGUCAGCCGCAUCUGGCCGCACAACGACUUCGGCAUCAUCUCGCUCGUGUUCCCCGACGAGACCCCGGGGCUGGAGUACGAGGACCGCGAGAACCCGGGCACCUUCAUCCCGAUGCCGUAUGAGUCGGAGGAGGAGGUCGUCGUCAUCAUCGGCGAGACGCUCCAGCGCUGGACCAAUGGCCGCAUUCGCGCGGGUCUGCACCGCGUCAACCGGCCGCUGGACAUGGAGGGCAAUGAUGUGCCGGAGCGUUGGAGUCUGGUGUACUUCAACAAGGCCGAUCGACAUGUUAGUGUCGGCCCGCUGGAGGAGCUGCUCGCGGACGGCUCCCAGCCUGUGUAUGAGCAUCUCACCGCACUGGAGUACCAGGGCUUGCGCAACGCCACCCACUACCCCAGCGCCACACUUUGA
Molecule: messenger RNA, 921 nt
Organism: Dichotomopilus funicola
Lineage: Eukaryota; Fungi; Ascomycota; Sordariomycetes; Sordariales; Chaetomiaceae
Exons: 4
Coding region: 1-921 (306 amino acids)
Molecular function (GO): 2-oxoglutarate-dependent dioxygenase activity
Source: RefSeq, a predicted model, not a curated record